Molecule: messenger RNA, 462 nt
Organism: Colletotrichum lupini
Lineage: Eukaryota; Fungi; Ascomycota; Sordariomycetes; Glomerellales; Glomerellaceae
Exons: 5
Coding region: 1-462 (153 amino acids)
Source: RefSeq, a predicted model, not a curated record
AUGGAUCGCUUUAGUGUUGAAAAGAAGCUACUAGAGAUGCACGUCGCUAAUGCAAGGCACAGAUGGGACUCGGAUUGGACGUUGAGCUGGAUGCGAAGGUUGGAACUAGUCGACGUGAUUUUCAUUUCAAAACUGGCCGUACCACAUACAAGUCCGCACAAUGCAGGUAUAGCGGUUGCUGAUGACGGGUUUUUGCGUAAUGCCGGGACACUCGAACGUCUCGCACUGCUCAAGGAGCUCGGUGAUCUUGUGGCCACAACGGUGGUGGAUGAAGACCUUGCAGCCUGGAAGUGGACGACGGGCAAGGUUGAGCCGGGGGUUGAGGGGGGUUGCCAGGUUGGGGAUGUUUUGAGUCGCGGUGAAGGCUGGCCCAGCAAGUGUAACCGCGACGGAGACUGCCCUGGUCAAUUCACCACGGUGCCGGGGGUUGGUGGUGAUGGAGCUGGAGAGGAUCGUCGUUAA